AUGGGAAUCACAAACAUACAAAAGUACCAGGAGAUACCUGUGCUGAAUACGCACGAAUCCACGCUUCCUGGCCCCAAUGAGGGCCGGAUCCAGCCCAGGUCUAUAGUGGAGGACACUUAUCCGUUCAAACUAUCCAGGAAUUCCACCUUGACCGAUUUCUUGUACCAGAACAAGCUUCAGAGUGAAAGAAUUGCCGAGCAAACACCUGAAAUAUUUGACAUGAACGCGCAGGGCCAGAGUCCGCACACUCUGUGGAUUGGCUGCUCAGAUUCCCGGAUAUCCGAGUCCUGUCUUGGAGUAGCACCGGGUGAGAUUUUCACUUUGAGAAACAUAGCCAAUAUCGUGUCUUCGAACGAUGUCUCGACUAUGGGAGCGAUUCAGUUUGCCAUCGAGGUGCUGAAGGUCAAGAGGGUGAUAGUGUGUGGCCAUACCGAUUGUGGUGGAAUCUGGGCCUCUCUCUCUUCCAAAAAAAUUGGUGGAGUUCUGGACCAUUGGCUCAACCCGAUCAGACAUGUUCGUGCGCACAAUCUCAAAAGGCUGGCGUCGGUGUCAGAUCCUCGCGAGAAAUGUGCUACUCUAGCCGAGCUCAAUGUGAUCAGCUCUGUCCACGCUCUCAAGCGUCAUCCUUCGUUUACAGACGCCUAUAAAAAGGGUGACAUUGAGGUGUAUGGCCUGAUAUACAACGUUGGCACCGGCUUGUUGCACGAGAUUGAAAUUCCUGUUGAUGAUGAGUUCGAGACGGUGUUUGACUUCAGCGACGAAUCUGACGACCAUGCCUCACAUUGA
Kuraishia capsulata CBS 1993 is the source of this 786-nucleotide messenger RNA. RefSeq lists its product as uncharacterized. Gene Ontology annotation, cellular component: cytoplasm. Gene Ontology annotation, molecular function: zinc ion binding; carbonate dehydratase activity. Bases 1 to 786 code for a protein of 261 amino acids. Gene Ontology annotation, biological process: cellular response to oxidative stress; carbon utilization; cellular response to carbon dioxide. The transcript has a single exon. NCBI's taxonomy places the organism in Eukaryota, Fungi, Ascomycota, Pichiomycetes, Pichiales, Pichiaceae. The record is from RefSeq and is a predicted model, not a curated record.